This is a messenger RNA of [Candida] anglica, 833 nucleotides long. The record is from the annotation of a GenBank genome assembly. NCBI's taxonomy places the organism in Eukaryota, Fungi, Ascomycota, Pichiomycetes, Serinales, Debaryomycetaceae.
GGAUAGUACAGUGGUCGGAAGUUGACCAAAUUGUAUAAAUAGAAGGAUAAAGUCUACGGGAACUGAAACAUACAUCGUUGUUUAAAUUGACAUUACUAUAUUUUAUUUUUUUAUCCUGUCAUACAAUCACGUAGUAGCAUAUAAUUACUACUACGUUAGGGUUAUCUGAAAUAUAUACUGCCAAAGUUCAAGAGCGAAAUGAGACUUUGGAACAUACCUUCGAUUACUAUGAUAUGGGUAAUAGUACUCAUGAAUUUGAGUGGAGUCAUAUCUGAUAUGUGCUAUGAAAUCACAAAUUCGGUGGGAGAGAAUGAGUGCAUGGGCAUUAGUUGUGAAUCUUUGUUUUGUGGUUCUAGAGAAGAAUGGUUGUGGGCAUGCCAAGCUGCGUACAGACAUUGGUUUUGUACCCCAUAUAAGAAGAGGUACGCUGGUGAUAACACCGAAUCUCAUUACAACAAUACUUUGGAUUUAAUUGAAAAUGAUGGUUGGGAAGUAAGACCCAUUGACCCCGAUGAUACACUGUUCACGAAUGCAACAGAAAUAUUUGAUAUUGCGUCGUUCCAGAAGUAUAUAUCCGCCAAUGACUCAGACAUCUCUUUGAACGCUUAUAUUGACGCUGUAACUUCGCCGCUACUUAGAUCAUUUAAUAAGAAGAGAUGUGAAGAGUCAUGCAAAUCAGCAGAUAACUUCAUGCGCCAUUGUCAACUGAAUGGGAUCACCAUUGUUUACACCGUAGCAAAAUCUGCUUGCAUUGCAGCAUGCUAUAAGAAAUAUGGCAAUGGACAUACUAAUUGCAAAAAAUGAUUAGAAUUCUCAAUCUACUAUAUACUUGG